Messenger RNA from Myripristis murdjan (pinecone soldierfish), 386 nucleotides. RefSeq names its product S100 calcium binding protein S (gene s100s). The record is from RefSeq and is a predicted model, not a curated record. The coding region runs from base 21 to 386 and encodes 121 amino acids. Lineage: Eukaryota; Metazoa; Chordata; Actinopteri; Holocentriformes; Holocentridae. The transcript is spliced from 3 exons. Gene Ontology annotation, molecular function: calcium ion binding; calcium-dependent protein binding. Gene Ontology annotation, cellular component: cytoplasm.
CCAGCACAAGAAGAUCCAAGAUGCCGGACACAAUCAUGUCCAAGGAGCCCAGUUCCAACCUGGAGAGUGCCAUGCAGAUGCUGAUAAAGACCUUCCACAAGUAUUCAGGGAAGGAAGGAGACAAGUACACGCUGAGCAGGAGUGAACUGAAGGAGCUGUUACUAGAGGAGCUGGGAAGUUACUUGGGGAGCUCCAAAGAUAAUGAAGCGGUUGAGAAGGUGAUGAACGACUUGGACGCCAACAACGACGGGGAGGUGGAUUUCACCGAGUUCAUCAUUCUGAUGGGCGCCCUAACGGUCGCCUGCAAUGACUUCUUCCUGGAGUACAAAACAGAUGACAAACCAAAGGGCGAUAGCAAAGGCGAUUCAGCGGAGAAGAAAGAAUGA